AGCCUCUUAAUAAUUGAAAAAAAGACAACUUCCACUUAUUUCCUCCAAUCCAAUAAAAAACCAAGGGCUCCUUCUUUCCCUGUGUGUCCUAUCCUACUCUUGAAUUCUGAGUCUUGACAGUCAAAAGCUACUGGUGUCUAUAUAUAUAAAGAAAUAGUUUAUGAGUAAGUAAUACUUAUGCAUAAAUUAAUUUCUCUAUACAUACGCUACCUCUAAACUGUAUGUGUUGAUUGUGUGAGCAUCAUCUUUAUAUCUUUAUACAAAUGAACCGCGGCUCAUGAGCGAUCUUCAGUAUCAACAUAAAGAUCAAGAGUACGUUCAGCUGACAAUAAUAACAAGACGAGGGGAGACAAGACGGCGGAGUGGUGUUGACGACUGCCGCGGGGUGCCCAGCCUCAGGUAUGGACUGUGUCAGGAGCACUCCGACACUGCACACACGAGGUUUCGAUACGUGGGUGCAGCAGACCUCAACUUGAUCAUCCUAUGCUGUUUAUGGCUUCAAAUGGCACAAUAUUCUGUACAAGGAGUGAUGGUGCGACAAGACGAACCCAUGAUGGGUCAGGGUGGGAUGUGCGGAGUAACCACGCCGAGCAUAGAGUCUCUCCCUCACAUGCCGCAGCCACCAGUUGGGGGUUCGGCCAAUGGGGUUGCAGUGGAGAUGCAGGAGUCCCUGUCAUCUCUAAUGGCUGGUGAAGAGUCUGUCAACCAAGAGGAACUUCUUUCCAGGUUCCGAACUAUCAUCAAUGAAAACUUGCUGCUAAAAGAAACCAUUGCACAAAAUAAUCUGGCAAUGAGACAACAGCUUGGGUUGUUUGUGAAGUGGAAGCAUCAGAAUGAACAGCAACACCAAGAUCAGCGUCACCGUGUUACUGAGCUGUCACAGCAAGUUGCCUCUGUGCAGCAGGAGAAUGCCACACUAAGAGCUCAACUUGCAUGCACGCAGUUACCAGAGGAAGCACAACCACAUUUCAAGGAGCUGGACAACACCAUAAUUUUGCUGAACAAACGACUAGAGGUGGCUGAAAGAAACCUGCGGCAAGCACAGGAGGACAAGGAGAAGCUGAUGGCUCAGCGCUCAAGACUGGAGGGAGACAUUACCCUUCUGAAAUGUGAUAUAACCACAUCCCGAAGUGAACAGGAACGCUUACAGUUAGAAAGAUUUGAGUUGUUAAGCACAGCAAAUGAAUUGAGACAGCAGCUUCGUCAGAGUAGGGAGGGAGCAUCCAUCAUAGCCAGAGUUACAGAGUCCAGUCCUGUCACUGAAAGUACGAGUCUCCUGAGUCCAGCAGAUGUUCAAAAGUUGCGAGAUCAGCUGCGUAAGGAACAGGACAUUUCAGCAACUUUGCUUCAGGAGCUGCAUGACACACGUAAUCAGGUUGAGGGGCUGGAGAGGGAUGUUCAGCGGGCUCAUGAGGCGGCAAACACCCAACGUGAACUCUGCCGCAAAUUGCAGUCCCAGAUCACCACUGCAGCACCCGUUCCUGACACACUGAGCAAGGACCCUAUUGAUGCCUUGGAAAAGAAGCGUCUCAAAGAUGAGGCUGCCAUGCUCCGAGAAGAGGUAGAUACAUUGGAGACAGCACUUGAGGCUGAAAGGCAAAAGAAUAGUGAGGAGAGGUCAUCUGUUGUCAGGGCACAUGGUGAAGUGAACCGCCUCAAGAAAGAAAUCCAAGACCUCAAGGAACAGACUGAGAGAGACAAACAUAAUGACCAGUAUUAUGAAGUGAAGAUAAAGUCUAUAAGUGAAAAGCAUGAUGAGGCCACUGCUAAACUUAUGUCCUAUGAAGAAUUACUAGCUACCAAGAAUGAUGAGAUUUCUCGGAUGAAAAAGGAGCUGGGUCAGGCCAAGGCAGCACUGGCUGAACGCACAAGUGAAAGUGAAACCAUUGCCAUCCUCAGAGCUCAGGUGGAGGUGUACCAGGGCGACUUCCGGGCUGAGAGGGAGGCACGAGAAGCCUUGGCUACUGACAGAGAGAAACUUCGCGAUGAGCUUCAGCAGCUGCAGACAAGAAAUACUCAACUUGUGGAUGAGCUGGAAACUUAUCAGCGGAGGAAUUUUAAUCAAGGCAGGGCAGGGCAUGGAUCCAGGGGUGCCUCUGAAGAGCGUUUAGGACUCUCAGCUGCGGCAGCAGCUGCACCAUCUGCACAACCUCUCUCAGCUGACUCAUUAUGGGAAAAGCUGUCCAUCUCUUCUGAUAAAAAGGAAGAAGAAAAGUUGGAGGAGCAGCAGCUGGAUGAAAACUUGUUUUACUGUCCAAAGUGCAACAAGUCCUUCACUCAGUACCGUCCACUGGAGGAGCAUGUGAACCGCUGCCUUGACGAGGACUAACAAGGCAGAAGAGGGCCAACAGAUGAUCUGGACAAGUGAGACUCAGUGUGCAGCUAUUGCAUUCUAUUCACUGCAUUGCAGAAUACAGAAGAUACUCAGUCAGUAUAACAGUUUAAACACAAAUACACCAGGAUUACUUAAUGCAUUUAAUUUAGUGGCCUUGAACGUAGUCUCUCAGCAAAGCAAGGAUUUUUCCUAAUCUGAGCAGUUAAUUUCAGGCCAUCUUUGAUUUUCUGUUGUUUUUCCAUUGCAUUGUAACAAAUCAAUUAGAAUGAUUUUACAGACUGCUUCAAUCUGUGGGUGCAUUACAGUACAAUCUUCAGCUUUGUCAUGAUAAUUAAGCUUCCAGUUUAACAAAUAGGUUCAGAUCAGAGCACUGAAACAAAUGUCACUAAAGUUAUUAAACAUGUGACAUUUGAUAAAUUAAAUACAGUAAAAAUAAGACUGGUGUAUUUUUGUGUCUUACAAUUAGAAUACCUGUGAAAGAGUGUGAUGUUUGUGAUCUGUUAAAGAGGCUAGGUGCUUCUGUAAGUGGCCACAUCCUCUAUGUUGUUGACAUUUAUAUAGUACGCACAUUAUUCAUGCAGAAUUUCUAGUCUCAAAAUAUAUUGUUUUGAUGGAGUGUUUAUUAUUGAAUUCGAUAUUUAAUAUGCAUAUAUGUACUUGUUAUAAUUAGUUAUGGUUUCUUUAAAGCUUGUUUUCACCAUAAGAGAUUAUUUGCACCUUCCCAUAGGAUGACUGGAGUGCAUCUUAUUGAUUCAUGCAUUUCUUUAGAUACACUAACUCAUUUCCAUGAAGUCUAACUUUUCAGUGAAGCACUCUUCAUAAUAGUUGUAAAUUACAAGUGAAUAAAAAUUUUUGGCGGCAAUGUCCUGAAAA
Portunus trituberculatus (swimming crab) is the source of this 3208-nucleotide messenger RNA. Its product is annotated as optineurin-like. Gene Ontology annotation, biological process: regulation of canonical NF-kappaB signal transduction. Gene Ontology annotation, molecular function: K63-linked polyubiquitin modification-dependent protein binding. Bases 278 to 2329 code for a protein of 683 amino acids. The record is from RefSeq and is a predicted model, not a curated record. Gene Ontology annotation, cellular component: nucleus; cytoplasm. NCBI's taxonomy places the organism in Eukaryota, Metazoa, Arthropoda, Malacostraca, Decapoda, Portunidae. The transcript is spliced from 15 exons.